GAAUUAUGGCAUUGUCAAUUUAUUAAUGAACUCUGUUCACAUUGUUGUGUUUACAAUUAAAAUUAUAUGCGUAAAAUAAAUAAAAAGUUUUUGCAGAAUAAAUCCUAUUCAUAAUAAAGUUUGGUGUACCAGAUCAUUCUGUGGCUGAUAUAAUUAAAUUUAAAGGUAUAUGUUCAGUAUCGGGUAGCCGUAACUUAUUCCUCUAAAAACUUUACUAUGCCUCAUGAUUUAAAGAGCCUGGCUGCCAGGAAAGCACUGAUGGCUCCACUAUCGCCAACUCCAUGUGCAGAGAUCAGUGACGAUGAGCUGGUAUCUAUAUCAGUUCGUGACCUCAACAGACAACUUAAGAUGAGAGGGCUGACUCGAGAUCAGAUAGUUAGGAUGAAACAACGACGCCGCACAUUAAAGAAUCGUGGAUAUGCAGCCUCGUGUCGCAUUAAAAGAAUAGAGCAGAAAGAUGAAUUGGAAACUGAGAAAAGUCAGGAAUGGCAUGACAUGGAGUCAAUGCAAGACGAAAACAACAGGAUUCGUGAGGAAAUAGAAGCAUUGAGGUCCAAAUAUGAUGCCUUGAGACGAUUUGCUAGUAUGAAAAGUAUUCCUCUACCUAGCGAAUUAGAUAUUAUACCUUAGUACAUAAAAUAACUGUUGUGGUCUCUGGCAGAAUGACCAGCGCUGUGGAACACGUCUGCUCCACAGCAUAAUGCUGAGCCAGGGCCAGUUACAACCACAACACACACACAAUACACACUUAUAAUGUACCUUUAUAUUCUUUUCUUUUUCUUUUCAUAUUUUUUUUUGUUAUUUUUCCUUUUUAAAUAUUAUUUUGUGUUUCUGCGUGUGUCUGAGUCUAUCUCUAGUAAAAUUACUUAAUUGUAUAUAUUUUACCGGCAAUCAUAUGUUUGUAUGAAUACUGUGUUAAUUAUGAACUUUCUCAUAUAAAGCAGUUAUAUUGACUUUAGAAUUUUACGAACAAAUAUAGCUUUUAUAUGAGAAAAGAUUAUCCUUGUAAAUAGUUAUUCAAUGUUGAAAUACUUAUCAAAUGAAUAUAACGUGGAUUCAAUCACUAAGCACAAUGCUUAUACAUAUUUCGUAUUUAUGUUUGAUAUUUUUUAUAUAUUUUUUGUGGGUUUUUAUUUAAGGGUAUCUUAGCCUUCAUACAUAACUGUCUAUUAUGUACGUGAAAUAUUAAUGACACUUUUCUGUUUUACUUUGAAUUUAAAAUUGUAAAACCUAACAUAUUUUAUUUAAUUUACUAAUAAGUAUAAUAAUAAGUGAUGGAACAAUAUGAUACAAUGUUUACUUUUGUAAAUUAAAUAUAUAUUGUAUAAGUUUCAUGGGUUUGGUUUGUUACCUACUUGUACAAAAUCUUUAAUAUUUAGGAAUAAAAUUAGUAUAGUUAUUUUAUUAAAAUAAUUUAUUAUUU
Messenger RNA from Pieris napi, 1423 nucleotides. It is a transcript of the gene maf-S, whose product is annotated as transcription factor MafK. Gene Ontology annotation, molecular function: RNA polymerase II cis-regulatory region sequence-specific DNA binding; DNA-binding transcription factor activity, RNA polymerase II-specific. Gene Ontology annotation, biological process: regulation of transcription by RNA polymerase II. The record is from RefSeq and is a predicted model, not a curated record. Bases 217 to 630 code for a protein of 137 amino acids. The transcript has 4 exons. Lineage: Eukaryota; Metazoa; Arthropoda; Insecta; Lepidoptera; Pieridae. Gene Ontology annotation, cellular component: nucleus.